Messenger RNA from Arabis nemorensis, 468 nucleotides. Lineage: Eukaryota; Viridiplantae; Streptophyta; Magnoliopsida; Brassicales; Brassicaceae. The record is from the annotation of a GenBank genome assembly.
AUGGUUGAAGAAGCUAUGUUGCUAGGUGAUAGACUGCAAGGUCAGUCCGGAAAUGUUGCUGGGAAAAACAAGAACUGGGUCAAGAAUGCCCCUUCGGGCAAGUCAUCUGCGAGUCGUAGUGUGUGUUCGACUUGUGGUAAGAUGCAUGUGGGAGAAUACCGAACAGCUUCUGGUGCGUGUCACCGUUGCGGUAGCAUAAAUCAUAAGGUUCGUGAUUGCCCUGAGGAAGAUCAGAGGGCUAAGAAUCCGGGCAAGGAUGCUGGGGAAAGUUUGUGCUACAACUGCGGUGAAGUUGGGCACUAUAAGAAUCAGUGUCCGAAGCUAAGGCAGCAAGUUGGGAAGCGGGCAAGUGAUGGACCGAGUCAGCCUGCGAAGAGGCAAGCCAUUAUGCCUCGAGUUUACACCAUCGGUGACAAGACCAUGGACCCAAUUCGAGCAGUUGGGGGCCAAGUCAUGUUUAACCUUUGA